AUGUUAAUUGUCUCCAGUGUAUUGAUAGUUCGAAUUUGGGUUAUUUAUGAUAGAAAGCUAUGGGUCCUCGUUGUGGUUUGCACAGGGUGUCUAGCUGUUAGUGUUCCUUCAUUAGUGUUCCUUCAGGUGCAGGCUCAGAGAAAAAACCUUGUUCCUAAUCCUGCACCUGACUUGAUUAGCGGGUGCAUAUUCAAAUCUAAUCCACUUUCAUUUUUACCUUACAUUGCACCGUUCUUAUACGAGACCAUGCUUUUCGGCAUGACGGUAUACAAGACUUGGAGGCUGAGCCAGGGCCAAAUGGCCACGCCAAUUGUCACUCGUCUAAUGCGAGACGGUUCAAACUAUUACUUUGUGAUUAUUGGAACGUUGAUAUUUGUUGGCUUGGGAUCCCUUUUUCCAAGUUUAAGCCCGGCGGUCAAUGGGUCGGGCUAUGCUUUCUAG
Messenger RNA from Rhizoctonia solani, 441 nucleotides. RefSeq lists its product as uncharacterized. The transcript is spliced from 8 exons. The record is from RefSeq and is a predicted model, not a curated record. Bases 1 to 441 code for a protein of 146 amino acids. Lineage: Eukaryota; Fungi; Basidiomycota; Agaricomycetes; Cantharellales; Ceratobasidiaceae.